Macrosteles quadrilineatus (aster leafhopper) is the source of this 7139-nucleotide messenger RNA. Its product is annotated as afadin-like. Lineage: Eukaryota; Metazoa; Arthropoda; Insecta; Hemiptera; Cicadellidae. Gene Ontology annotation, biological process: regulation of protein localization; signal transduction. The transcript is spliced from 36 exons. Gene Ontology annotation, cellular component: adherens junction. The record is from RefSeq and is a predicted model, not a curated record. Bases 269 to 5968 code for a protein of 1899 amino acids. Gene Ontology annotation, molecular function: cell adhesion molecule binding.
UUGUGUUGUGCGUACGCGGUUGUUGUCGUGGAUUCUAAUUUACGCGUUUUCGAAUUUAAAAGUGAUGUUCGUGACUUAAAAAGUUACUGUAGUGGUACAAAGUGAUUGUAUUUAUCAUCGUAGUCAUAAUGAAGUGCAAUAAUGUAUGGUUUUAAACCGAAGAAUGAAGUUUAUAAAGUUUUGUGAAGUGUUUAGUGCGACAUUGUGUUUUUAUUCACCUUGCCUACGGCUACCUGUUUGAGAGGAUUUAUAACAACAGGGCCCCAGGAUGAACCCCGAGAUGGCCAUGGUGGUCCGCCGGACAGAGGAGCGAGAAGCCCUGCGGGGUGUGAUCGCUCAGUGGAACGCCAACAGGCUGGAUCUGUUCGAACUGUCCGAGCCGAACGAGAACCUGGAGUUCCACGGGGUGAUGAGGUUCUACUUCCAAGACGCUGGACAGAAGGUGGCCACCAAGUGUAUCAGGGUAGCGAGUGACGCCACGGCUCAGGACGUCAUAGAAACGCUCAUUGAGAAGUUCCGACCAGACAUGAGAAUGUUGUCAGUUCCCGAGUACGCUCUCUACGAGAUACACGAGAAUGGAGAUGAGAGGAGGCUGGGGAACGAAGAGAAGCCUUUGCUGGUUCAACUCAACUGGCACAAAGAUGACAGGGAAGGCAGGUUUCUGCUGCGACGGAUAGAUGACAAGACAAAUAUGCCAGAGGGGACUUUCCAGGAAAGUGGCUCGAGUUUUAAGAGAAAGCUUUCAAAAAGAGAAAAGAAACAGUUGAAGAAGCAGGAGAAGCUAAACAGAUUAAAGAGCACAGGAGGGGUCACGUCAGACGAGAAUGAUUCUGGUGUUGCUGAAAAACUGUAUACAGCUCUACCAGAGACAAGUUUCACCAGGUCCAUAUCCAACCCUGAGGCUGUGAUGAGGCGACGUCGCCACCAACAGUUGGAGCGCAAACUGCAGCAGUUCCGCAGCAAGGACGGAGGCCCGGACACUGGCGGAACUCUCAAGAUAUACGGCGAGGCUCUCUGCAGCGAUGUACCCUACAAGACGCUACUGUUGAGUGUUGGCGACACUGCUGCUCUAGUGGUCAGAGAUAUGUUGGCCAAGUAUGGGCUAGACAGAGAGGACGCUCACAACUUCUGUCUUGUACAGGUGAACACUGCAAUAGACCCCAACGCUGAGAACAAGGAGGUGGGCCCUGGCAACAACAACACAAUCAACAACAGAGAAUACAUCCUGGAUGACGAUGAGUGUCCGUUAGCCAUCCUGAUGAACCAUCCACAGUCUAGAGGUUCUAUAAUGUUCCACGUGCGCCGCCGGCCGGCCGACUACCAUCCUAGGAAGAGGAAGAAGAAGCCACAACAGAAAUGGAACCACCAGAGCAGCACGGAGAUGCACGAGUAUCGCUACGAGGAUGGGUUCGAUCGGCUGCCGUUCUUUCUGGAGCUCAAUCCUGACGGGAGUGACAUUGCCGGCGGCACCGCCAAGCGCCACAGGCUUCACCCCAAUGUGACGGAGGUGGGGAGUGAACGAGCAUCGCCGCACUCACAGAGUCAGACGCUGCAGCUGUUUGGGCCGAACAUCCAGCCGAGACAUUGUGUGAUCGCGCACACCGAGGGCAUUGUCACAGUGACGCCAUGCAGCCGCGACGCAGAGACUUACGUCAACGGACAGAGGAUAUAUGAGACCACUAUACUGCAGAAUGGAGCAGUUGUAAAGUUCGGGAGGAUACACAAUUUUAGGUUUUGUGAUCCAUGCCAUGACGAGAGGCUAAGACAACGCCACGACUCAGCAAGGAUGGCUCAUGACUACUCGUACGAUCGACAAUCUACUGGUAGCCAGCCCCCUGUUACCCCCACCCCUACACAGAAUUACGAGACUACUUUCGACGUUGACGGAAAUGUCGAGACACGAUCUACUUCCAGCCUCGGAAACAAAGAUGAGACGCGAUCGCAGAGGUCGGUGGGCAGCAGCAGUAGGGACGGCAAUAGGUUAUCCAACUACGAGCGAUAUCCAAGAGGAAACGACCCGAUUCUGCCAGCAGUCUUGGAACUGAGAGAGGAAAAAGAAGAAGCACUGCUACACGAGUUAAUCACCAAUCUAGAACCGAACAGUCUGGUGUUCAAGUUGGCGCCGGCGUACACACUGUACCUUGCGGCUCGCUACCGCGCCAGCACACACUACAGACCUGAGCUGACACCAACGGAGAGGGCGUACAAGCUGACACUCAUGCUGGCGCGAGUUGCUGCUAUGAUACACAAUGUUAUACAGGAGAGGUACUGUGAGGUGAAGUCACUGGCUCUGUGGUUGGCCAAUGCCUCGGAACUCCUUCACUUCCUCAAGUCUGACAGACACGUGUCCGCCUUCUCACUGGACGCUCAGGACACACUGGCCGACGCUGUACAGAUUGCCUUCAGACACCUGGUGGCCUGUCUGCAAGCUGAACUUGCAGCUGUCAUGCCCAACUUUCUGUCUGAGAGAGAUGAGCUCAGUCACGACCCCGAAGAUUCGUCAAGUGCAUCGGAGCUGGGAGUGCUAGCCUCUGCCAUGGCUCUGUUGAGGCGAUGUCGAGUCAACGCAGCUCUCACCAUACAGCUGUUCUCUCAGCUGUUCCACUUCAUCAACGUGUGGGCCUUCAACCGCAUCGUGGCUCCCAACAGUCAGUACUGCAGCAGAGCAUGGGGUCUCCGGCUCAAGGCCAGGCUGGCCCAGAUCGAGGUGUGGGCAGAACGUCAAGGCUUGGAGUUGGCUGCAGAUUGUCACCUGGCUCGUAUAAUGCAAGCUGCACAUCUACUACAGGCUCCCAAGUACACUGCUGAGGACCUUGCGACUCUCACCUCUACGUGUUUCAAGCUCAACUCACUACAGUUGCGUGCACUGCUGCAGAAGUACCAACCUACCCCUGACGAGCCCAGGCUGCCUCACGAACUCAUCGACAAUGUUGUAAGGGCUGCCGAGAACCUGGCUGAUGAGCUGGCCCGCUCUGAUGGCCGAGAGGUGAAGCUAGAAGAAGAUCCUGAACUGGCCUUGCCUUUCCUGCUGCCUGAGGAUGGAUACAGCUGUGAGGUUGUCCGAGGUAUACCUGCAGGUCUAGCUGAGUUUGUAGGUCCGCUGCAACACAUGGGACUGUGUAGACUCAUUGUACAGCCUUCCUCCAAUGGACUCUGGACUGUCUACAUGGGACCUGCCAACCCUAUGGUCCGCAGCUCCAGUGCAAUGAGCAACCGUUCCGGAGGUUUUAUCCCCACACAACAGCAGCCAGAGAUCCAACUGAUCAAACUGCACAAGUCCAACAAUGGGAUGGGACUGAGCAUUGUGGCGGCCAAGGGAGCUGGCCAAGAUAGAUUGGGAAUUUACAUAAAAUCUGUUGUGAAAGGAGGAGCAGCUGACGCUGAUGGAAGACUGCAAGCAGGUGAUCAGUUGCUGAAAGUUGAUGGUCAAAGUUUGGUUGGCAUCACUCAGGAGAAGGCCGCAGAGUACCUGGUGAGGACGGGGCCGGUGGUAACACUGGAGGUGGCAAAACAGGGAGCCAUCUAUCACGGGUUGGCAACACUGCUGUCACAACCAUCGCCCGUCAUGACACGAGGCCCCCGACGUAUGAGCGAAAGAGAUCUGCCAUCGCGGGUGUUGAGCGAACAGCAGAACCUGGGUGCCCGGGGUCAGUUGCCGCCCCAUGCCCCUCAGAUACACAGCUCCAAAUCAGUCCCCUCCCUGCACAGUGGUAACCACGAGGUACACGGAGGGGGGGCCACUAUGGUGGGGGGGAGACAACACGAGGUCUUCAACCCUGGGUACAGUCGCACUUCCUCAACCACCAGCAUCCCACCACCCACGACUCUGCGCUCUAGAUCCAGUCAGAACCUCACAGAGCAUAGAGGUAACAACCUUCCAGGGAACCUCGGCCGACAGGCUUCCAACCCUAGUCUGGCCAACCAACCUCCCCACUUACAUCCACACGUGCCUCCCUCCUCCUACCAACAACACGUACACCAGCAGUACCAGCAGCAGAACAGUCCUACGACGGGGGAAAACGGGGAGAGGUUCUACCAGAACCUCAGCAUCUACCGCAACCAAGAGAUACAGAACGGGUUCAUACACCAGGGCUCCGGUCGAGGCAAACUGCCUAGUCCUCAGGACGAGAGAAGUCCGGCUCAGCUCCAGAAGAAUCUCCGCGGUUCUCAGUCAUCACUGACGACGGCUCGGCCCCCUGAACAGCCACAGGCACGACCAACCUCUGCAUACCUGCCCCCUCCUCACAUGCAACAGGGCAUGGCGCCGAGGUCACAGUCGUCCAGGGACAUGUUGCGUCAGGAGGCCAAGCUGCAGGAGAUGACUGAGGAAGUCCGCAGACGAGAGUUGAGACUCACCUCUCCACAGUCCAGACUGCAGAUGAACCAAGGACCUAUCCAGCAAGGGCCAAUGCACCAGCCAGGCUACAGCAAUGGUGGAGGUUACCCACCCAACAUCCGUCCGAUGGUCAAGAGAGAAUCACCACCUCCACCUCCACCCCCGGCCACCACUCACCCCCUCUACCAACCCCCUAGAUACGCAGCCAGCAUGGGUGAUCCUCCAAGGGGGGGCUACUACCCGGCACAGGCUCAGCAGAACAGAACCAACAACGCUUAUCUGCACGGCACCAACCCCUGGGAGAAAGAGGAGAAGGAAAAGGAGAUGUUGAUGCGCAAGGAGGCUGUUAGACAGUGGCGGGACCAGCAGAUUGCGGAGUUGACGGCUCUAGGCUCCACACGCAACCCGCAGCAGGAGGAACAACUCCGCGCGCUCCGGCUGGAGAAGGAGUUUGAGCGGAGAGCGGAGGAGGAAGCAGAGGAAGAUGAGGAGGAAGACACGGAAAGCUCAGAGAGAGUGCAAGGACUGUUGAGAGUUGCGAGACAGCAGGACGAGAGAAGACAGCAGCAGCAACAACACCAACAGCAACAGCAACAGAUUCAUCAACAACAGCAGCAGCAGAUGCAUCAACAGCAGCAGCAGCAGAUGCACCAACAACAGCAGCAGCAGAUGCACCAACAACAGCAGCAGCAGAUGCACCAACAGCAACAGAUGCAUCAGCAACAACAGCAGAUGCAUCAACAACAAAUGCAACAACACGGGAUAGCAGGAUCCCCGUCACCUGCUGCCUCACGUCCUCCCUCCCACCAACAGGUGAACGGCAUUGUGGGCCGCACCACCAUGCCCCCCACCACUACCUCUGUUGCUAACAACUACCCCAUCACUACCACACCUACAGGACCUGGAGUGGAGGAGAAGGAGAGGCUGAGAAGAUUGAAAGAUAUGAGAAUGAAACAAGCAGAGAUGGAGGCCGAAGCUCGAUUGAAACGAAGAGAUGAAGAGCUUAGGCAGCAACAGAUCAACAAUCAAGCCAACAGCCAAGGAACCCCACCGCGACCACCCUCUCAGUACAAUGGUUACAGCCCCCCGCCACCCCCGGAACGGGGCAGUAGCUUCCAGGUGAUGAGCCAGACACAGGGUCGUAGCCCCGUCACUCCUGUCAACAACAAUAACAACAUCAGCAACAAUAACAAUAACAACACUGGUGGGGCCAAGCGGGUGUCAUUCCAAGACCCGUCACCACCCACAGUGAACAACCUGCCACCCCCACCACUUGAUAAUAUCCGGGAAGAUCCCAACAAUUUCAUAAAUGAGGCGGAAACAAUGCUGGCUUCUCCAACCAGUCCGGACACUACUUUCACAGGAACAACGCCCGGAGUGAUCGGAGCACAGGAGGUUUACAAAGACCCUCGUCAGCGAAGGUUGCUCGAGCAGCAGAAUCAGAAGAUGAUGUCAGCCAAAGUCCCGGAGAAGUUGAGCUUCAAAGAGAAGAUGAAGAUGUUUGCUAUGGAGACUGGUGAAGACACGACUCCCAGGGACAAAGUGAAGAUUUCCCGAGCUCAACGUGAGAUUGACAACAUCGGUUCCCCCACCACACCCAACAACAACCCUCCCGCCGGCAAUAACAACUGAACUGCAAGCAAUAAAUAUGCCAGUGUACCUGCGAGCGCACCCGUCCUUGAGACUUUUCUGACUGACUUGUACCAGUCAAGAGAAUAGAUAUUAGUGAAAAAUAUUGACAUAUUCAUUAGUUUUAUAUGUUUUGUACAUUCCAGAAGAGUUGAUUAUAUUUAGAUUCUAAAUAUAAUAAAAUAUUUGUAUGUACGUAUACUUUUUAGUUUUGAGUAAGUGAUGUAAAGCUAUUUAUUUUUAUGUUGUCUUUGUAAGUUUUGACAACCAAUUUAUCGCAAAUUUUUAUCUUAUUGAUACACGUGUUCUAAUUUAAAGCUUAUUUGAAGUUUUCCAUCUUUCUUCAAAACAUUUAGCGGAUGCUACCUUUUUAGAUUGUACUACCUGGACCAAUUUUCUCGACCAAACAUUUUACCGUAUAAACAUUUUUAAUUAUGCCUUCAUCCGAGCUCUCUAUGUUCCUACAUGUUCUUGUAUUGUCAACGAAUAUCUUCUCGCAAUAAUGUUAUGUAGGAAACUUUUUAAUGAAGUGCUGUAACUCCAAUAUAUAUGUGACUAGAAGUAAAAUGUAUUUUUAUAAUAAUCGUCCUAGUGGCCUUCAAAAGUGUGGUUUCCUUAGAGCAAUAAAGCCUGGAAGUCUGACAUCGUGUAGAGUUUGAACAAACGCCACUGAAAUCAACUAUAUUUUCUUUGUUAUCCCAUACUACGAGUUAGACUUACCUAUGGUAAAUAUGUGAUAGAAAUGAUCUUUAUAUCUUUAGGUAUUCUUCGAGAUUUAUUAACCAUUAAUGAACAAAUAUUUUUAUAGAUUGUUACGAUAAUUAUAUAUUAUUGAGCCGGCUUAGUAAAGUGUUGUAGUUUUGUAAAUCAUAUCGCUUUUUAGGUGUAUGAAAAUAUGUUUUAAUCUCAAAUUUUGUUUAUAAUUUUGUUGUUUAUUCUAUUUGGUUGAUAUUCAUAUUGAAGUCAGUAAUGAUAUAUUUUUGUUAAGUUAUAUUCAUUUUAUCGUUAUGUGUAAAGUGUACAUUGUUGGUAGUUAGGAGAAGUCAAUUACAGAAAGGUUUGUAUAUAAAGUUAAUCUACUUUGCAUGUAUUUAUGUAUAAUAACAUGCAGAUUGUUAAAUCGGUAAGAUCAAGUUUGUGUGUAUAAUAUAAUAAAAGAGAUCAUGUUAUUUAA